Camelina sativa (false flax) is the source of this 414-nucleotide messenger RNA. Its product is annotated as small ribosomal subunit protein uS3z-like. Lineage: Eukaryota; Viridiplantae; Streptophyta; Magnoliopsida; Brassicales; Brassicaceae. The record is from RefSeq and is a predicted model, not a curated record. Gene Ontology annotation, cellular component: cytosolic small ribosomal subunit; nucleus. Gene Ontology annotation, molecular function: RNA binding; structural constituent of ribosome.
AGCUUGAAGACAAAUAUGGCGACUCAAAUUAGCAAGAAGAGAAAGUUUGUAGCGGAGGGUGUGUUCUACGCUGAAUUGAAUGAGGUUCUGACUAGAGAGCUUGCAGAGGAUGGUUACUCUGGUGUUGAGGUUAGGGUUACUCCAAUGAGGACUGAGAUUAUCAUCAGAGCUACCCGUACUCAGAACGUUCUCGGUGAGAAGGGGAGGAGAAUUAGGGAAUUGACAUCACUUGUUCAGAAGAGGUUCAAGUUUCCUCAAGACAGUGUUGAGCUUUAUGCUGAAAAGGUUAACAACAGAGGUCUCUGUGCCAUUACUCAGGCUGAGUCUCUACGUUACAAAGUUCUCGGUGGUCUUGCUGUUCGUAGGUAUGACAUUUCUCUUGUAUAUUUUGAUUUAUAAAUAGUAAUUGAGCUA